Messenger RNA from Amoebophrya sp. A120, 10380 nucleotides. The record is from the annotation of a GenBank genome assembly. NCBI's taxonomy places the organism in Eukaryota, Dinophyceae, Syndiniales, Amoebophryaceae.
AGGUUAUAGUGUUUCAGAGAUUUAUUCUAGUGACAACCCGCCCCAGGAGAUAGAGAAAAAUCCGUGUCUUUGAAGCAAAUUUUUGUUUUAUCGUACUGAUUUUUCAAGACUUGUUGUCGCCAGUGUAUUUUCUGAAACAAACCUCACUAUAACUUCUUUUCCAUCUUCACAAAUUUUCAUCAACGAUUAUAACUUCGAGAGUUUAAUUAACGAAAUUUCAUUUGUCAUAAUUGAUGGAUUUUUGUGCCAGUUGUUGUAUCUAAUUUAUUCAAUUAAUUACCCAACCACAUACAUUUUUGUUGUUGGAACUCUUGCGUACUUACUACUAAAAUUAUACAUCACGACUGCACAAAUCAGCAUCCAAAAAUUUGAAAACUAGGACAGUACGACACUCACCACAGGAUGUUGUGGGUGAGUUGUACAUGAGUACUUCUUGUCGGCAUUGUUAUACGAAACAAAACUACAUAAUCAAGUCGUAGUUUGUUUUACGUUUUACUCUAGGGAACCACAGCGUGCCAGCCAGGAGGGCGGCACAAUAGGCUGUGAGUCCAACUACACUCUCAAACUGAAUUCACGAAAUCAGCAUAAAAAUUUCAUUCCUUUUUUCUCUCAGUAGUAAUAUUUUCAACAUUUUUAACAUCGGCAGACGACUCCAAUUUAACUAAACCAAGAAGAACUUCGGCGACGAAGAAGGACAGAACUCAGAUUUUUAUCAACACGUAAGAAUUUUCACUUUUUCCAAUUUUAGAAUAACUCAAUAAAUCUCACACGAAGACAAAAACACAUCAUCAUUUUUUUGAAUCUUUACAGCGUGGUAAGCACCACCGCGCAGCAGCAGUGGAAGCCCUUUUGGCAGCAGCUGCAUUAUACGAACUUUUUUCAUUUUUCUAAAACAUUUUUUGCGGAUGAUUAAAAUUUUUCCUGCACGACCGACCACGCCCAUCAUGAAGACGGGAGGAACUACACCAGGGAAUAGGGGGAGCAGAGGAAAAAUUUCGUCCGGACAACAACCACUGCACCGGAGCCGCAAGACGAUAUCAAUCACGAGCUCCAACAAACCCCACGCGUCAAGAACGGCGCUUGCGGCUACCGCAACUACCUUCUGUUGUAAUGGAGGUCCAACUUCCGCGCUCCUUUCCCUCUCAGCCUGCUCAUCCCCAUUCGUAUUUUUGCUAACCCACGCCCAGAAGCUUCGUGGCCAAGACCAGCAGGACAAGAAGGCCGCAGCUGCUGCCGCAUCAACUGCCGAUAAUUCUGCAGCGGGAAGUUCUUGGGGCCGCGACUGGGCGUGGCCGACUGUGCACAGCCUGCUCUAUGAUAAUGCGCAGGAUGAAGAGCAGGCCCACCGGGCCGUCGAGCAUGCGGACGACGAACCCGCCCGGCCCUCCGAGCGGCUGGGCGGCUCUGGGAUGGAGCUAACGGGGAAUCCGCCCCAGGAGCACUACACACAGCGCCAUUCCGCGGCCGCGAAGGCGGGGUUGCCGGACAUCUCCGACCAACUGUGUGAGGCCGCGAAGCUGGCGAAUUCCAUGGUGCACAAAAUGGUGCACCGGUUCGAAACGCACGAGGGACUCAAAGUGCAGGGCGUACACGGCCCCCACGAGCUCGGCGGGAAGGCGGACGAAAUCAACUACGUCCCGCACGGGCUGGCCUCCGGUAGUCUGUGGGUGGUGGCCGGCGGGUCGACCACGACGGGGUUUGUGGUAUCAAAUGCAAAAGUGUCUGGGACUGGGAGAUUGCGUUUGCGAUAUUUGCCAUGCUAGUCUGGUAUGACUCUGAAAUCAGUAUUGCGUGGCCGCGAAGAGCUCCUCUCGCCUGUCAUGCAAAAAUGCAGUUUCUCAUGCGGAGUUCGCAACUCAGAACCACGGAAAAACUUGCCAUGCUGUGCAGCGCAUUACAGAGCGCUCACUCUACUUCCGUUCUUUGCAUCACAAGUUUCCAGACCCAGACAUAUUUACAAUGCAUAUGCGGAGGAAGUCGAUUACUACGUGCGGAACCAGACCAAGCUGGGCGUGCACAUCGGCCCGCCGUUAGUCAUGGACUCGGCCUCUAUGCACGGGAUCGGGCUGUUGCGGCAAAACGAACUGGAGAAAACCGUGCAGGACCUGCAGUCCAUGAAACCCUCCAAGCGGGCGGUCUUCUGGAAAGUUUUGUCCGCGGGAUUUGCGUCGCUCGCGACCCGGGCGAAGGCGUUCACGAACUAUCCACGGUAAAUUUCCCGUACACGACGUACAAAUACAGUCUCUGCAUGACAAAACUUGGCUUCGAUCCUAGAUUAGCAUAACAAGUUUGACGCUCCAAAUUGGUAGAAUUUGUGAUGCAUCUUGUACAUGUACGGAAAAUUUGUAUUGCAUACGAACAAAACCGAGGUCAUGAAGCUAGACCUGGACCGGUUGGAGUAUGACAUGGAGGAGGUGAAAGAAAACCGGGACAUUAUGCAUUGCAAAUAUGUCUGGAUCUGGAAACUUGUGUUGCUGAUUCUUGCAUUGCAGACUGGCUACUUGUACGGCAUAACAGCAUGAUAAAUUUCCCUCGGCCCUCCUUGCGGAUUCAUUCGCAUUUAGCAUGGCAAACUGCCUUCCAGCACGAUAAAAAAAAUGGUCAAUCGUAUUCCUGCAUCACAGAUCUUGUUGCCCAUCUCCUUUAGGGUUUGGGUUUAGGGUUUAGGGUUCAGAGCGGUCGGACGACGACGCAGGCGAAGAGAGAAAGCCCAACAGAAAAGCACCACCAGCGCCGGCAGCCGCGGCAGAAGAGCAACCAACAGCAAAGGCCCCGACACAGAAAAAAACAAAGGGCGCGGCUGGGCCGAAACCGAAGCCACCAGUAGCCACGACAGCAGGAAAAGCCCCAGCAAAAGCUCCGGAACAGAAAAAGGCGAAGGGGGCUGCCGGACCGAAGCCGAAGGCAACGGAAGCCAAACCGCCGAAACCCAAGGCGGGCGGAAAGAAGAGAUCUGCAGAGGAGGCGGAGGCGCUCCCGGGUGUGGCAAGCAAAAAACAGAAACAAACCAGCAAAAAACAGGAGGAAGCCAACCCAGCGAGAAAAAAGCCACCACCUAAACAGAACGAGGCGCCGCGACAGGCCGCUAAUUCCGCAGCGGAAAACACCGCAGAAGCGGCGCCACCGAAGAGCGAGCAAGCCGAGACACGGAAGACCCACGGAACAGAGCAACUGGCUACGCAGGGAGAUCGGGAGGACGCGAAAUCUGCAAACGGGCUCGGCGGGAGGGCCGAAGCAGACAAGCAGGAAACAGCGGCAACAGAGAAAAGCAAGGCACAACCGGCGAGGCCAGGUGCCAUGUUUACGUCGACGAGCCAGUUCUCGAUGGUCGGUGACCUGUUCCGCGAACUGGAACGCAGCCGGAACAACAGCAACCAGCCAGCCUCUCACUCCUCCUCAGCCUCUUCCUCCUCGUCCGCAAAUACGAAAGCCAAGUAAAAAAAAGAAGAAAAGAAGAACCCCACUCGUCGAACCCCGGCGGAUACCCCCUCAAGCCCAUCCCUCCCCGCAUAGUAGUACCCCUUACCUACAUGAAGAGCGAGGGACCUCGUAGCACCAGGCGGAAUGGAAAAUAGUAGCUACCCCCAGACGAUAGCAAAGUAGCGAACGACGACCCGGAGUGCGCAGAAUCGGUUGUAGACAUGGCGGCAAAUCGACCGACGAAAAAGAGCGCGCGAGAUAACCACACUGAAACCAAGCAGACACCUGACUGACGUUUUGUACAUAUAGAGCUGCGCAAAGAUGCAAAAAAAAAGAGAAAAAGGGAAAAAGCGCAAGCCGUCCGGCGGGGCGGCCGCUCCUAUCCAUCACACAUCGGGGCACUCGAUGUUCCUGUUCGGUCCCGGCGACGACGAGGGGUAGCGAGAGCCACAGCACGGAGCGACACAGAGGAAAAGAGAGUAAUCCAAAAACGCAUGGCCUCACGUACGUACACUUCUGCACUUUUGUCUUUGCUCCCCGAAAGGGGGUUUCCUGAGGGGGGGGGUGCGGGAAGUCUAAAAGCAAAUGGAACGAAAGCCGCCUGCAAACGAAGCGAUCAAAAACCACGGCAGAAGCGAUGUCAUGUGGGUGGUGUGGUACAGGGGCGAUUGCGAUCCCCCAUUAGGCAUGGCGAUAGCAAGGGCGUUGCACGACGCGAAGAUCUGUCAUGCAGUUUGAACGAGCCAGAACCAAGCCCCACAGUCAAGACGACAACAGCGGCAAAGUGAUCAGCCUUCGGGCGUGCGCGAUGCUCGUUCCAUCUACUUUUUCGACGAUUCACUUCCUUCACCAGGGCCUUGCUCAACCCUGGACCAGAACGAGUAGGACCAAGGACCCAAGAGGUAGGCACUGUAGCGGAAAGUUGGAGCAAAAAAUUUUUUUUUUUGAAAAAGAACCCAAUAGGAGCCGACCUGCGUGGAUGGUUAUAAAACAGGUAGCCUGACCCCAAAUGGCAAUGAUCAUUGGGAGCAGCAGAGCGCAGCAGGACCCCGGGACUGCAACAGCUCACCCCUGUUUUAACUUAGAAUCACGCAGUGCUCCGAGUAUGCCACUACCUCGACCCCUCAAGAAAAGAAGUAGCCCCCCCAACUACAUCACCGCCGUCCGCGAUCAGGAUACGACUUGUACUAACCAACAUUGUACCAACCGAGAUCCCGCGGGGCACAGGGUCUGGGCGGCUCGAAGCAGAACGUGCAGCACAAGCGGGAGACAACACAUCCAAAGGUGGGGAUGGUCUCAGGUCGUUCAGGUCCGCCAAGGGUUGCGUCGCGCUAUCAGGGUUUCGCCAACUCCGCGGGGGCGUUGCGGGUAACUCCCUAAAACACCAAAACCGGCAGAAAUUAGGGCCGGCAGUCCGGGUAAUUGCUCACCAGUCGUUUUGUAUGACGAACCAAGAGGUGCAACGCGAACAGAUAGGCAUGAAUUUAGCAUCUCCGGCUGGUAGAGCAAUCGGCUACCGAGGUACGUCAGGGGGCGUAGCUACAUCAAUCAAUCAAUCUCCUUCUUGAGGUCUUGCAUUACAAAUCCAGACCAAGAUCGAUAUUUGCACUGGAUUGACAUUAUGGUCAAGCAAAAGUACCAAACCCUACAAGUUCUCACGAAGCAACGCAAGAUCGUGGAACGGUUUCGGGACGAGAAAAACACUACUACCAGUGCCACAGCGGCGGCGGUGGAACAAAAUCAAAAUCCAGCGGAAAAUCAAAAUUCUACCGAAGGUAAUGGUCAAACCGGUGCUGGCGGUGCAGCGGCGACCUCUAGUACAACGACCAAGAAGAAAUUUAAGCCCAAGGCGUUCAACAAACUUCCGAAGCAGGAACUGGAGCUGCUGCAGUCCCCGGGGUUGCAGCCCUUUCUGGACGAGCGGCUGAAGUUCGAGAACUUGGACACCUUGAGUCUCUAUCAAAUGCAAAUAUAAUGUCUGGGUCUGGAAGGUUGCCAGGUUUGUCAUGCAUAUUUUGCCUGACUCAGGAUGUCUGUAAUGCAUGACGUAGCGUCACAGAUUUUUAGAGACCUUCGCGACUCCUAUUCCGCAUGACAAAUGCCCUCCCCGCGUAGCACAAACUGGACUCCUCAUCUUGCUGGUAAUGCAAUACAGAUUUUUUUAGAGUCCGAAGUUAGCAUCACAAGUUCCAAGCUUCCAGAGGACCCAGACGUGUUUGCAAUGCAUAGUCUCGAAGAGCUCACCGAACAGCUCGAACUGUUGGAUGACGCGCACAAGCAACUGUCGCAGACCCCGAUUCCCGAGAUGCCCGCCACCGGAAAGCCGCGCAAGGAGAAAAUGCCGAUGGCACUCGACGACUCCCCCUUGCAGGUGGAGCUUCACUAUGCAAUACAAAUUUCCCGUACAUGUACAAGAUGCAUCACAAAUUUCACCAAUUUGGAGCGCAAGACUUGUCAUGCUAAACUAGGAUCGAAGCCAAGUUUUGUCAUGCAGGGACCGCAUCUGUACGUGUGCGGAAAAUUUACUGUGGAUAUACACUCGAAUCGCUUCACGAACGAAGACGACCUUGGCCCGGAGCUGUUUGUCGCCCUGAAGCCCUUCGUGAUAUGGAUUGCAAAAAUGUCUGGGUCUGGAAGGAUGCAAGGUUUGUCAUGCUUGUCUGGCAUGACUGAAGAGUUUGUGAUGCGUGUCCACGAAGAAGAGACACUUUUGUUUGUCAUGCGAAACGCAGUUUAUUGUCAUGCGGAAAGCGCAACACUAAGCAGCGCCGCAAAUAUUUCUUGUCAUGCUUGGCUGUGCAUUACAAAGAGUUCACUCUUUUUCACAACUCAGCAUUACAAGUUUCCAGACAUCCAGACACUUUUGCAGUUGAUACGUGACUAUGCACGACAAGAAACACCCGGCCUCCGGCGAGCGAGUCAAGCGGCCCGCAGUGGUGCCGAAAGCGGAGCAGGCGGCGCUGAAGAACGAACAGGAGGAGAGCCCCUCCACCACCACGCGCAGUGCCAGCGGUAGUGCCAGCCGGACGCCAGAACACUCGUCCACCGCUAUCCUGAGUAAAAACGUCCCCACCUUCUACCCAGAGUCAAGAUGGGGACUUUGCAACACAAACCUAGGAGUUUUCUUGGGAGUCACGCAUGACAAGUUACAGUCCGUCUCCGUAAGGUAGUGCAAGUUACUAGCAAGGAAAGCCGCAUCACAAGUCGAUCUGCUGGUCCUGUUUAAUACAGCAUUACAAGUUCCUAAACACGCGUGAAAAUGCCUGUCAUGGGGUUGUGCGUCACAAAUGUUGCUGUCAUGGCAAAUCUGCAGGACAACUCUGGGGUGGGGAUGGUUUUACUCAGGAUAGCUGGGGGUUACUCCACCGCGGAUUCCGCCGGAAAAGUGGUGUCGGACGAUAUCCUGUGCAAAAGUAUCGUACUCGUAUAAAUGCAUUACAAAUUUCCUCAGCAUGAGAAAGAAAAUUUGUAAUGCUGAUUUGCCUUGGUAACAAGAUUUGUGAUGCAAGACUUGCAUUUAUACGAGUGCGAUGCUUUUGCAUUCCAUAGACGGCCCUCGUCCUUCUGGGUCGGAGGCCCACUCGGACGAGGGCUCGCACUCGUCGCACUUAUGGCGUUCUCAACUGUUACAUUCUCAGCUGUUGCAUGGGUUUGUGAUGCAAGAAUGGCAAAAGUCAAAGCAGGGAGGUUGCACCUGUAGCAUUACAAAUUCCGCACAGAUUUAGGUGCUGUUUAGCCUUUCCAAAAUUUGCCAUGCGAAGUAGCUUCACCUUGUGAGUGUUGAUGUUCGUUUUGCAUUACAAAUCAUGUAACAGUUGAGAGUGUAACAGUUGAGAACGCCAUACCAUUCCGGGUCCGAAUCGGAGGGGUCGCAUUCGCACGACCGGGACGAGCACGAACAACCAAAUUUGGACGUGGAACAAAUGGACCCAGCGACGGAGGGCGAUCUGAACGACGAUCCGGAGCUUCCCUCUGAAGCAGAUGGGUACGGGGAGUAUGGGGAGUGCGAAGACGACUGUGAUGAGGACAUGAAGCACAAAUCCGCCGAGGACAUCCAGGAUUCCUUCGAACUUUUCCGUUAUGAAAUGCAAAAAUGUGUGGGUCUGGAAACUUGUAAUGCUGUGUGGCGUAUCAUGAGGAGGCCACAAUUGCUGGCUCAGCAUGACAAGUUUCUGAGCUUCUAGGUGUUUUGCCUAUUUUGCAUCACAAAUUACGUUUCUGCAUCACAGAAAAAUGGAGCUCUUGGGUAACGUGCAUGACAGAUUUGAGAGUCAUACCAGAUCGAAGCAUGACAAACUUGCGCUCUACUUCCAGGCCCAGACAUUUUUGCAUUCGAUAUCCGCCUCCAAUUCUUCUCCCGCGCCGUCUGGAUGUACGAGCUGACCGGGGUGCUGCAGGGCGUCGCGGUAUGCAGUGCAAAAGUAUCGUACUCGUAGUAACUGCAGCAAUGCAUUACAAAUCUAGGUUGUUAAGGUAAAUCCGCAUUACAAAUUUAGUUUGUAAUGCUGAGAUUAUUUGUAUUGCGAUUUAUACUUAGUACGAUAUUUUUGCAGUUCAUACGCGCAGGCCGCCGACGAUUUCGAGAUCAAGGAAAAGCGCCGGUACGCAGAGGAGCAGCGCAAGCGGGUCCUGCACCUGGGUGCGAAGGAGGAGACGGAGGAGGAACUGCAGCAGCGGCUGCACAACGAACACCUCCAGAUCAAUGCGGAGCUGGAAAAACGGACCAUCAAAAUCACCUUCGUCUAUUUCGACCACAAGUUCACCGCGGAGGAACACCAGCAGCCCCCGCGCCACCUGUACGUCAAAAUCCCGAUGUUGUGGUGCGUGCGCAACGUGGAAUUCUGCAAUCACGGGGUGCACACCUGGACCAAGCGCGCCUUCACCCAUUUGAAGCACCCGAUCGGCCGCGAGUCGCACAAGCUGCCGGAAUAUCAACUGCAAAAGUAUCGUACUCGUAUAAAUGCAUGACAAAUUUUCUCAGCAUGAGAAAUAGAAUUUGUAAUGCGGAUUUACCUUAAAAAAAGAUUUGUAAUGCAGAAAUGCGAUUAGUACGAGUUCGAUACUUUUGCACAGGAUACAGAAGAGGAAUCCUUUUUCUCGGUGUCCUUCAAACCGGACAAUCUCGCGGAAGUACCAAUCGCAAAUAUGUCUGGGUCUGGAAUAAACUUGUGAUGCAAGGAAGAAAAUACUGAAAACACUGUAAUGCGCUGCCCAGCAUGACAAAUAGUUUCGCUGUGGUUCAUCUGAGUUGCGUACUCCGCAUGAGAAACUGCACUUUUGCGCGACAGGAAAGAGGAGCGCUUCGCGGCCACGCAAUACAGAGUUCAGAGUCAUGCCAGACUAGCAUGACAAAUAUAUCUCCCAGACCCAGACAUGUUUGCAGUUCAUAGGAGGUGAACGAGAACGACGCGCUGAAGGGGGCGGACAACUCCUACUUCUUAUGCAUUGCAAAAGUAUCGCACUCGUAGUAAUUAUCGCAGUCAUGCAUGACAAACCUCCAUCCCAAGGUAAAUCAGCAUGGCAAAUUCGCCUUUGUCAUGCUGACCCAAUUUGUAAUGCAAAAAUUACUACAUAGUUAUGGUUAUGCGAUGCUUUUGCAGUUCAUACUUUUCCGUGCGCGACAUUUCGCGCCUUCUGCACGACCGGCUGCCGACGGGGGAGUUGAUGUCCCUGGACCAUGACGAGUCGGGGGUGAUUGACUAUCACGCGGGGCUGGACAUGACGAAGGAAUUACACUCCCUGAUGGAAAACUCCUCGCCCUUCAUGGUCCAGCAGUGGCUGCAGCCGGGCACCAAAGCGAAAAACGGACAACUGAUUUAUGCGAGGCAAAUGUGGUUGUUGUGUUUUUCUUCAUCUCAUCCCGCUCAUUUCCUCGAUAUUCUGUUAUAUAUCAGACUGCUGUGAGUAAGAAAGUAUUUAUUUUUUUGUCACGUGCGGCGAACCUUGCAGCUGCUCCUGAGAUUUCGCACUACAACUUCAUGCGCACCAGCUUCUGAUGUACCAAAUCAGAUGAAGAAGUAUCCAUGAUCAAAAAUUGCAGCAAGGCACCCGCUAGUUGCUCCAUUCAGGGUCUUGAGGAGCGAAGUGCUGUACUGGUGCUGCGCCUGUUGACACAAUACAGAUUUCAAGAUCUUCCUCCUUCUUUUUGUUAGUACACUGCUAGCCGGUGUCAAAAACGCUAUAUAAUUGAAAACUAACGACAUAUUUGCCCCAAAACUGCAUACUAUUCCGCCCAUCUCGAAGAAUCCCAAACUACACGGGAACGCAGGCAUGACAGACGAGGAAGCGCAAGCGAAGCGGUCGCACGUUUGGAAGCACCUGCAGCCAAUUUUCGCGGUGCCGACCUCCCGGUCCAUCAAGGGCAAGGUGCGGGUGUCCAUAUCCACUGCAAAAGUAUCGUACUCGUAUAAAUGCAAGUCUUGCAUUACACAUCUUGUUCCCAAGGAAAAUCAGCAUGACAAGUUCCAUUUUAUCUCGUGCUGAGCAAACUUGUAAUGCAGUUUAUACUAAGUGCCUUGCUUUUGCAGUUCAUAGUCCAGUCCGCGCACCGACAAACUGCUGGGGGAAAUGAAGGGGAACCGGUUCGAGGAGGAUUGGUUGGAGUCGCUGGUGAUAUCAAAUGCGAAUAUGUCUGCGUCUGGAAAUUUGUGAUGCAUGUCAGUGAAAAGAAAGCACACUGUAAUUAUUCACCGCGAGGCAUGACAGAUUUAUGUUUAUCCUUGAUGGCUCCGUGUUGCAGCGUAUUCGGCAAGACAAACAGCGUUUUUGCAUGACAGAUAAGAGGAGCUCUUGCUGGCCACGCAAUACAGAGCUCAGUGUCAUGCCCGACUAGCAUGACAAAUACCGCAUCCUUCCAGACCCAGACAUAUUUGCACUUGAUAGGUGAGUUACAAAAACAAGAUCACCACGCCCUUCUUCACGAGCACGAUUCAUCACAUGAACACGAAAGUGGUGGUGUGA